UUGCAUGUACGAAAAUGGAGUAGAGAGAGAAAAUGGAGGUUGAGUGAGAAAUUGGAGAAAGAGGAUGAGAAAGAAAAAUGUGAUUAUUUGAAAAGUUUUUUUUUUUUUUAAUUAUAUAUAUAUAUGGGUGGGGCAGUGGGAAGUUACUGGCAGUUUUAGAGGGAAGUUACAGGAAUGUGUGGGGGUAGUGAUACGGCGUCGUUUAGGAGGGGUGUAGGGAUAAAUGGCUAAACUAGAGUCUAGCCAUAAACAAUUAACCAAAAUUAGCUCAAACUCGAACUUAUUAAAACUCGGCUCGAAUCGCAUUGUCUGCAGCCCAAUGCCCCAAGCCCAAACCCUAUAUCCAUUUCACAUGAAAUAAACAUUUCCCGCUCCUUUUUCCUUCACCACUACAGUUCCUGCCAACUCUCUCUCUCUCUCUCUCUUCUCUCUUCUCUCUCUUUCUCUGUUAACUGGUGAAACCAUGAAUUCAAGAGAUGUUACCUUGAUUUCAUCAGCUACUGUGAUCGGCGCUAUCGCAUCAGCCAUUGUUAUACGCUUCUUCUUCAACAACCCUAAGCAACAUCGCCGUCAAUCUUCCUCCAAAUCUUCUAACUCAAAUGCUAAACUUUCUUCUCAUUCUCCUUUCGAUCCUUCCAAGCGCCUAGGGUAUAUAUCUUGGGAUGACUAUUUUAUGGCCAUUGUUUUUCUCUCUGCUCAGCGCUCCAAAGAUCCUAAUCGUCAGGUUGGUGCUUGCUUGGUCAGCCAGAAUGGUGUAAUACUUGGCAUUGGCUAUAAUGGGUUUCCGCGAGGUUGUUCAGAUGACAAGCUUCCAUGGGCAAAGAAGUCGAAAAAUGAAGACCCUUUGGAGACUAAGUAUCCGUAUGUUUGUCACGCUGAAGUGAAUGCAAUUCUCAACACAAACCAUGCAUCUGCUGCAGGACAGAAACUAUAUGUUACAAUGUUCCCAUGCAAUGAAUGUGCUAAGAUAAUUAUUCAGUCGGGAGUUUCUGAAAUCAUCUACUUUGUGGAGAAGAGGCUUCCAAAUUCCGACAAAUGUUACAUCGCUUCUCACAAACUACUGUCAAUGUCUGGUGUAAAGGUCAGGAAACAUCAACCAUAAAUGGACCAGAUCAGCAUAAAAUUUGAAGAGCCCUAAGGAGUUCCUUGAUGUUGUUGCUGCAUUUGAGCCUGUUUGUUUAUCAAGUAGUGUUUCAGUGUUAUAAACUUACAACUUGAGGGUUAUUUGUGGACUAUUUCUAUCAAAUUUUGCUUCUAACUGGACUCAAUGUUUAGGGUUAUUUGUGAGAAUUUUUUUUUUAAAAAAAUUUUAUAUACAUACAAGUAUCAACUGUGCAAUAGAAGCAAAUUCAGCUUUGGCGUAUC
Chenopodium quinoa (quinoa) is the source of this 1365-nucleotide messenger RNA. RefSeq names its product deoxycytidylate deaminase-like. Bases 464 to 1102 code for a protein of 212 amino acids. NCBI's taxonomy places the organism in Eukaryota, Viridiplantae, Streptophyta, Magnoliopsida, Caryophyllales, Amaranthaceae. The record is from RefSeq and is a predicted model, not a curated record. Gene Ontology annotation, molecular function: zinc ion binding; hydrolase activity. The transcript has 9 exons.